Molecule: messenger RNA, 2517 nt
Organism: Penicilliopsis zonata CBS 506.65
Lineage: Eukaryota; Fungi; Ascomycota; Eurotiomycetes; Eurotiales; Aspergillaceae
Exons: 8
Coding region: 1-2517 (838 amino acids)
Biological process (GO): mitotic cell cycle; DNA-templated DNA replication; DNA repair
Cellular component (GO): nuclear replication fork
Molecular function (GO): chromatin binding; protein binding
Source: RefSeq, a predicted model, not a curated record
AUGAGCCUCGAUGCGAUUCGCCCGAGGGGCCGGCCGGCCCAUACCCCCGGGAUCACGGUUUUGGCGUAUACGCCCAAUGGAAAGAAGGUGGUUACUGGUGGCUCCAACUCUGCCAUUCGAAUCUACUCUGUUGGACAAGAUGGAGAGCCCAUGACGGUUGAUGAGGGCGUUGAGGGCCAUCUGGGGAUCGGUGCUACUAAUGACUCCUUCAUCAUGGGCGCGGAGGAUGGAACAGUCUGGCAGUACAAUCUCGAGUCUGGACGGAUGGACAAGUUACUCGUGCGCUGCGCGCUGCCUGUGCGGGAUAUUGAUGUUUCUAAGGAUGGAGAAUGGGUUGCUGUUGCAAGCGAUGAGCUUACGAUCAAAGUGGUCAAUGUGGAGGACAUGACAAAAGUGAAGUAUCUUCGUGAUCAAGCCAAGGGAGCCAAGCAUGUGACCUUCGAUCCCACCGGACGAUAUGUUCUUGUCUCUUGCACCGACGGUUUCUUGUAUAUCUACUCUAUGCUUGAAGACGAACCACAGCUUCUCAAGAAAUUGGACGGUGUAAUCCGCAAACUUGAAGCAGACAAAGAGGCAACAUCGAGAGCGGUAUGGCACCCGGAUGGUACCGCAUUUGCGACUGCAGAAGCGACAAGAGAUAUCUCCAUCUAUUCGACGGCGGAAUGGCGAAAGGAGAAGGUGUUCUCAGGAGGUCAUACCGGUGACAUUACGACACUCAGCUGGUCGCCAAAUGGUGCCUUGCUUGCGACUGCGGCGACAGAUGGCCAGAUUCUACUCUGGGAAACAAAAUCGCAGACUGUGUUGCAGCGAUAUGAUUUCCCGAGUGUAAUCAAUCUGUCAUGGCAUCCAACCCAAAACUCGCUGUCAUUCACGACACUUGAUGGCGAACUAUUCAUCCACGAUGAUUUUGUGCCGAAGGAAUAUCAGCCACUUCUGGCAAAACCGUUACAGGCCGCCCCGAUCUAUGGUGGAGCGUUGGCGGAGAUGUCCGAGAAUGUUAUGCGUCCAUUGGCAAACCGCCCGAAAGAGCCCAUACCGCCACGAAGAAGAGCAGGGACUCCCGACUCCUUGGAUGACAUUUUGGGGUCUGUCGAUGGCAUGGAUGACUUCGUUGAAGAUGAUGACGGGGCUGGUUAUGCUGAGGGUAUCAAUUCUUUCGGUAAACGCACGAAUGAUCAUCUAGACGACCCUCGCGGUCAUGAUGCCAAAAGAUUGAUGGAAUCGCAAUGGCGACCAAGGGUGCAUCUACCAAUUCAACCGGGCAGUACACCAUGGAAGGGGAGCAGACGUUAUCUCUGCUUGAACCUGACCGGGACUAUCUGGACUGUCGACCAGGAGACACACCACACAGUCACUGUAGAGUUCUACGACCGAGAGCUGCAUCGCGACUUUCAUUUCACAGACCCAUAUCUUUAUGAUAAAGCCUGUCUCAAUGAGCAUGGAAGCCUAUUCUCCAAUAACCCCAAUGAUGGCAGCCCGGCGACUAUCUUUUACCGCCCCCAUGAGACAUGGACUACUAGAGCAGACUGGCGCACACAACUGCCGCAGGGAGAGUUUGUCAAAGCCCUGGCGCUAAGUGAUUCAUAUAUUGUCGCUGUGACAUCGAAAGAUUACGUUCGUAUAUAUACACUGUUUGGAACGCCGUACAAAGUAUACAGACAAAAGAGCCCGGCAGUGACUUGUGCCGCAUGGAGGGACUAUAUCAUGACCAUCGGAAAUGGACCGCUGGGAGGUGACGGCAAGACGACACUGCGCUAUUCUAUCGAGAACGUCAAGCGCGAUGAGAUUCACCAGAACGAAGACGUGGUUGCUAUCUCUGAAGGCACAGAGUUGCAAAGCGUCUUCUUUUCCGACACUGGGGACCCGUGUAUUUAUGAUUCGAAUGGUGUCUUGCUGGUACUUCAACACUGGCGCAUCCAAGGUCAAGCACGCUGGGUGCCUCUCCUCGACACAAGGCAGAUGGACCGACUGGCCACUGGUCGCAAGGAAGAGACGUACUGGCCCGUUGCCAUGGCUCAGGAGAAAUUCCACUGUAUCAUCCUGAAGGGAGGAGAUAGAUAUCCGUACUUUCCUCGCCCUCUACUCAGCGAAUUCGAGUUCAAAAUCCCGAUAUCCACCAAGCCGCCCAAGACGAACGAGGAGGAGGAUGAGACCGCUGAGCGCAAUGAGAUUGCCCGGUUCGAAGAAUCCUUUGUCCGUGGCAAUAUUCUCCUCUCUCUGUACCAGGAUCUCCUGUCAUCGACAAAUGCCACUGCUAGCCAACGGGCAGAGCUGGCUAGAAAGGAGCUCGAGGUCGAUAAACUUCUCCUGCAGAUGCUGGCCGUUGAAUGCCGGGAAGGCGAGGAACGCGGCAUGAAGGCUCUGGAGAUCGUUCAGAUGAUGCGAGACCGCAGCGGCAAGAUGCUCACAGCGGCGGUCAAAGUUGCCCAGAGAUAUGAUCGCAGCGUUCUGGAGGAUAAGAUCAGGGACUUGGUGGAUAAGCGCCUGAUGGGCGAAGAGGAUGAUGAGCUGGCUUGA